Molecule: messenger RNA, 1470 nt
Organism: Lodderomyces oxycetoniae
Lineage: Eukaryota; Fungi; Ascomycota; Pichiomycetes; Serinales; Debaryomycetaceae
Gene: PGA38
Product: Pga38p
Exons: 2
Coding region: 1-1470 (489 amino acids)
Source: RefSeq, a predicted model, not a curated record
AUGUAUCAUAGAAUACACCCAAUUCGAGUGAUUCAGCAAGCACCAUUUCCCAAAGUAAGUGUUUCAGUGAUGACCAUUAGACUGAUCCAAUUCACUCGCUUCUUAUCCUCGAACCUUGAAAGUUUAAACUUAAAAAUGAAAAAUCUUAUUGUUAUCGGUGCUUUAAUAGCCGCCGCCCAGGCUGCCUCGGAUGAUUUCACCAUUAGAUUAACCACAAUUUCAUCUUACUCAUCAUGUCCACCCUCAUCAGCGCCAGUUUUGCCCGUUUCAUCAUUUGGGCACUAUGCAAACUAUUCCUCUACUUCAGUCCAAGACAAUAUUCCUACAACUUCAGCUCUAGAAUCGUCCCUAGUGACAGAGUCGUCCAUAUCCUUAGCCGCAGGAUUGUUACCAUCAUCUAGUCGAUCUAGAGUUGUUUCAUAUGAAUAUGAAACUGAAUAUGAAACAGAUAUUAGUCUGGUGACACGCACAGUUUGUGAUUUGCAAGGUGCAUGUUAUGUUACAACAGACUUGGAAAGCUUGACAACGCGCACAACUACCAUUGACGGAAUACUAACUGUCAUUACUACUGCUGUUCCUAUACAAACGCAUGAUGCUCUGCAAACGAUUGCUGGCGCAAAUCAAGCUAGUGUACCUUCAAGCCAAGAUACUAGAGAAUCAUUGACAAUGGCAACAGUAGAGACAGAGCUGAAUGCAGAACCAGCACCCACUGAACCUAUUGAAUCUACUGAAACCACUGAUUGCUAUACAUCGGUUGUUACAAUUACAACAUGCCACGAAAACUUGUGUUCAUUAACUGCAGUUACAACUGCGGUUUCUGUCUACACUGUGGACUACACAGUUUAUACCACCUGGAUUCCAUUAGUUACAGAAACAAUUUCGAGCUCUCACAACUAUGCUUCAACUAUUGCUGCACAACCAUCUAGCGUUGUUCACUCUUCAGAAGCUGCACAAUUGGUAGACGAUGAAAACUCCAUUGUCACAAACUAUUUGACAACACUAGUGACCAUUACUUCUUGCAAAGACAACAAAUGCUCAGAAGUGCCACAAACAACCGGUGUAAAAAUUAUCAGCUUGACUGAUACAGUCUAUACAACAUACUGUCCCUUAUCAGAGUUACCCGAAUCAACAGCUGAGGCGGAAGCAGUGGCUACAACCUCUUCUUCACCAGUAACUGGCUCAGAAUCUCAUUCAGUCUUGGCUGAAUCUUCUACAGUUGUAGAGGAGUCGAAAUCGUUGGUCACAGUUAACGUGAUUACAAACAACAUUGUCACCGAAUCUCCAACAUCAUCACCUUCAUCAUCAUCAUCAUCAUCAUUGCUUCUUCAGACUGGCAACUUUACAUCGGUAUCGACAGGGGCCAACCCCCAUACUAUUUCUACUUACGAAGGUGCCGCAGCCAUCAGUAUCGACAUUGCAGCAACUGGCUUUUUCGGUGCGGUUCUCUCCAUUAUUCUAUUCUUAAUAUAA